This is a messenger RNA of Drosophila ficusphila, 660 nucleotides long. RefSeq names its product zinc finger HIT domain-containing protein 3. Bases 55 to 486 code for a protein of 143 amino acids. The record is from RefSeq and is a predicted model, not a curated record. The transcript has 3 exons. Gene Ontology annotation, molecular function: protein binding. Gene Ontology annotation, cellular component: pre-snoRNP complex; nucleus. Gene Ontology annotation, biological process: maturation of LSU-rRNA from tricistronic rRNA transcript (SSU-rRNA, 5.8S rRNA, LSU-rRNA); box C/D snoRNP assembly; snoRNA localization. NCBI's taxonomy places the organism in Eukaryota, Metazoa, Arthropoda, Insecta, Diptera, Drosophilidae.
UGUAACACCCGAGCAGCUGAUUUUUAUUUUGCACGCUAUUUUUUUGUGUUUGAGAUGGAAAACUGCGUUAUUUGCGAGGAAAACCCACGCAAAUAUAAGUGUAGCAAGUGUUCGGCACCCUACUGUUCGGUGGCUUGUUAUAAAACCCACAAGGAUUCCCCGAAGUGUGUGAUAAAGGAAUCAGUCGGAAAAACAGUGGAAAAUGCAUUCCAGGAAGAGCCUACGCUGCAUGUACCCUUCACCACCGAUGACACUGUCCCCGCGGAAAAGCUCCAUCAACUAGAAAACAGCCAAGAUCUUCGCAACUUGCUCCACAAUCCACAUCUGCGUUCGCUACUCCAACAAAUCGAUGUGGCCAUCAAUGCCCAGUCUGCCAUGAUGGCCGCCAUGCAGGAGCCACUCUUCUUGGAGUUCGCCAAUGCCUGUCUCCAGGUCGUUGAACCCAUUUCAGAUGCCGAGAGGGCUGAAAUCGAAUUGUAUUCCUAGAAAAUCGUUAGCAAAACCAAGCUGCAAAAGUCUCAAUAAAACCAGCUUUGUAUUUUGUAACCAAUACAGUUCAAAAUCCUCUUCAUGAUCAGCUUGCCUUGCUUGUGAGCAAAAAUCACAAUAAGUUACAACAUAGAUUUAAACUUAAACUUAAUAAAAACAUAUAGAAACUGG